This is a messenger RNA of Abrus precatorius (Indian licorice), 3673 nucleotides long. RefSeq lists its product as uncharacterized. The coding region runs from base 406 to 3249 and encodes 947 amino acids. The record is from RefSeq and is a predicted model, not a curated record. The transcript has 3 exons. NCBI's taxonomy places the organism in Eukaryota, Viridiplantae, Streptophyta, Magnoliopsida, Fabales, Fabaceae.
UAAUGAAGAAAACGCGUACAUGUAUUAAAUACCAAUACGUUGAAGCAAGAGAAGCGUUGAUGUUGAUGCUGAUGCUGAUGCUGAUGCUGAUGAUGAACAAUAUGUAAAACAUUCAUCCCUUGCCUUGCACAGUGCUUCUACCAUUCAUUCUACUUCUUAGCUUUGAUUCCAACCUACCACCUGCAUUAAAUUCCUCACCCAAUCACCUUUCGGAUCUUCCUCGGGAUCUACGAAACCUGUUCCUCUCUCACUUUGCCGCCAUAACAUACCCACGUGGAUUUCCCACUCUUCUUUUCAAUUUUCCUUCUUUUGUUCUUUUUGGUUUUCUGGGUUGAUCUAGCGGAGUAAAUCCUCUGAAUCACAAGUGGAUGAGUGAUACUUCAAAGUGAAUUCUGAGUAUAUAUUAUGCCAUGCCAUUCUGAUAUGACCAAGAAUGAAUUGCUGAAAACCUCUGAUGACAUGGGAUUCGGCUUAAAUCUCAUAAAUAAAAGUUCAAAACGGCAAAGCAGGUCAAAGACAGCUAAGGAUAGUUCUGAUUUGCCUCAACACAGUCCAUAUCCAAGGGAUCUUGAUAAGUUGAAAUCAAAGUCUAAUAAUGUUGAUCCACAAAACAGUGAUCCUUGUCAUAAAGCAAAGCACGAUGUAGUAGGAAAGGUUCAUCACAGGGAGAGUGCAAGGGAAAGUUCAAGUCAACCUGAUGAACUUGUCAAGUAUAUGUCUAAUUUGCCAUCUUUUCUCAAGCGUUCUGAUAGUGGAGAAAGCAUUCAAGGGAAGGCUUUAAAUGUUGGGGUUCUAGAUUGGUCACAGCUUGAAAAGUGGAAGAGCAAGCAAACUCAUAUCAGGGCUGUAGCUAGUAGUUUCACACCAUUCAAUGGAAGUGAAGAAUCAUCAUCAUCAUCAUCAAGGGCAGCCACCACAUCAUCUACCACUGUUAGUGGCCAUAAUAAAAAUUUUGAUGGUAGAAAAGAUUUGAGUUCUUCAAGAAUCAAGGCAUCUUAUAAAGAAGGUCUUCCUAAAAGUUCCAAAGGGUCUUCUCAGAAUGUCAAAUAUCAAUAUUCUGAAGCUAAAGCAAGAACAAUUAGAGAUGAACACAGAAACACACCCAGGGAAUUUGAGCCCCGUGGCAAAACUCAGUCAGAUACAUCACUUCAAAGGGUGAAAAGGAAUGACUACGAUGAAAUAUCUUCAGUGGUUGGAAAUUUUGUAUCAAAGUCCAGGCAUGAUGUCGAAGCUAAGGGGAGAAUGGAGGGUUUGCAACAGCAUAGCCUCAAGAAUAAGGAGAGAAAUCUAGAGUCUAGUUCUGAUAAGGGACUUCCAUCAUUAGAAUCAAAAAGUAAAGGUGUCUCAUUUGAUUCUCAGAAGAAAAUGAGUUCCAGAAGCAUUGAAGCCAAGAAAAAGAUGGAUCAGUGGCAGGAGUCAGAUAUUGAUGUUGGUCAUAAACACAACCAUAGGAUGCCUAGUAACAUUGUGCUGCUUCGUCCCCAAAGAGUUCUUCAAUCGAGUUCUGAAGAUUAUUUUCAGCAUUCUCAAUCAAGAACUUCAUCUGAUGAAGACUUUUCAGAAUCAAGCCGGAGUAGUUCAUCAUAUGUUUCCCUUCAAGAGGAGGAUUACACUAAAGAUUUAUAUUCCAAAGUUCCACAUUCAGGUGUACUUCCUUCUGUAACAGAGCUUGCUUCUUCCUCAGAAACAAUGCAACAUAGUUUCAAUACUGACCUAGAUAUUGAUCAUUCCUCGGUUGUAUCUAAGAAGCCAGCUUUCUUAAAUAAGAUGUCUAGUCUCCAAGCAGAAGAUACUUCCAUUGAAAAAGAUGUGUUAGAUGUCAAUCAAAAAAAUCAAUGUGCUUUCAGUAAUUUAAAUAAAUCACAGGAUCAUGAAACUGCUGAGAUGAUAGCUCAGAAUUCCUCAUCCCAUCGUUGGCUUAGCUUAAGUUUAAGUCGCAUUGGAAGAAGUUUCAGUUUCAAGGAAGGGUCUACCAUUCCAAAACUUAGCUCCAUGUAUGUUAGUGCAAAUUCUGGUCUAGUGACAUCUGAAUCUUCUGCUUUUUUGGAUAAUCUUAGCAAAGAUAAGGUAAAUGGUCAUAAAAGAACCAGGUCCAGUCCCUAUUUGAGGUUAUUAGACCCCAUAUUGAAGCAUAAGGCAUCAAACAUACACCAUUCAGAUGAACACUGUGUUACCCCAAAAGGAAGCAUGCAUUCAAUCAGCUUGAGGACGGAUAAUCUGCCUGAUGAAAAGAGAAGUGAAUCACCAAUUCAAGCCAUUUUGCAGCUAACAAUAAAAAAUGGACUACCUUUGUUUAAAUUUGUGCUCAACAAUGAAAGAAAGGUUCUUGCUGCUACCAUGAAGAGUUUAGCAUCAUCCGCGAAGAAUGAUGUAGACUGCUGUUUUACAUUCUACCUUGUUAACGAAAUCAAGAAAAAGAAUGGUAAAUGGAUGAGUCAACGGAGUAAGGAAAAAAACUGUGGAUAUGUGUACAAUAUUGUUGGUCAGAUGAAGGUUUCUAGCUCUAAAAUGACUGAAACAAGAAAGCAGAAGAACCCCAAGAGAGAGAGUGUGGUGAAAGAAUAUGUCCUAAUGGGGGUUGAAAUUGACCAGCCAGAUCAAGGAUCACCGAAGUUCAUCAAGAGCAAGGAACUUGCAUCUGUUGUUAUUGAGAUCCCUUGUGAAAACAUAAGUCAUGAAGGGUUGCAUAAGAAGGGAUGCUUAAAGUGCUUGCAAAAUGAAAGAUGCAUUUGCAGCUCUCAAGAAAAUGAUAUAGAUGGUAACGUCAUAGUUAUACUUCCAGGUGGUGUUCAUAGUUCACCAACCGCAGGAGAACCUUCACCAUUGAUCCAUAGAUGGAAAUUGGGUGGAUUGUGUGAUUGUGGAGGUUGGGACGUUGGUUGCAAACUGCUUGUUCUCUCUAACCAAAACCUCAUUUCAAAUAUUCCAAGGAGUUCAACAUCUUACCUUGAGAGAUUUCAACUUUUUGUUCAGGAAGGAGCUGAGCAGAACACACCUCUAUUCACUUUGGUGCCUUUGAAGGAUGGACUCUACUCAGUUGAAUUCAGUUCAACAAUCAAUCAUUUACAGGCAUUCUUCAUUUCUGUCUCAGUUUUAAGCAGCCAGAAACUACCAAGUUCCUUGGAAAUGAAUACCAUGGAAGAAGAGAUCAAUAAGAAAUUCAGUUCCAAGAACAGCAAAGAACUUCAAGGGAAAGCACCUUUAUAUUAUAAUCCAAUUCCACCCCUCUCCCCAGUUGACAGAGUUUAAUUUCAGAAAGUGGAGGCCUUUCCACCAUCAUAGGUAGUUUUUAUAUAUCUCCAUGAAGCUAAGGAGUAGCAAGUCAUUGCACUACCAAAUUUUCUCCUUUUUCUUCCUUUUUUGUUUUGAUAGCAAUCCCAGUUUUUCCCACCAGAGUACCUAUUGUGGCAGAAAAUGGUCUUCUCAUUGUAUUCUUGUAUUCAUUGUACAAAAGAACCACUGCACGUAUACCAUAUUUUUACAAAAUGCACAUGAAUGAAUAAGAUCACCUGUUCUAUACACUGGAGAUUCUUGAUACUGUGGCAUGAAUAAAGAGAGAAGUCUGUCAUGACACUCAGUUUUAACAUCAUUGCAAUAUGUACUAUUGGAGAUUUUCACUUUCCACUUUUUCCUCGAGCAUUAUAAUAUAUUUUUUGCAAAUAUGGUUUAUGUU